CUGUCUCUCUCUCGUGUACGCCAGCAACAGUAGCAGCAGGGCGCCUGUCUCUCUCUCGUGUACGCCAGCAACAGCAGUAGCAGCAGGGCGCCUGUCUCUCGUGUACGCCAGCAACAGUAGCAGCAGGGCGCCUGUCUCUCUCUCGUGUACGCCAGCAACAGCAGUAGCAGCAGGGCGCCUGUCUCUCUCUCGUGUACGCCAGCAGCAGUAGCAGCAGGGCGUCUGUCGCCUUGCUGCGUGUGAGCCGUACGGGAAGGCAGCACGACACGCGACACCCCUCUGGCGGGUGAGCUGCUGCUAGGAGCGGGGAGGUGAAGCCUCAGCUCAGCGAGAGGAGUCGGUGUUGUCCCAGGGUAGGGCGAGUGUGUCGCAGGUGAUGAACAUUGCUGACCACAAAGGAUUUACCCAUGAUUAGAUUCAGUCCCAUCCCUGGACCUUGACUCGGGUAUAGUGAGCCCCACAACCACAUAAAGGGCCAUACAGGGGCAGUUUCAGAUCUAUUGGGUUGUAUAUUGCCAUCCUUGCUCAAGCGGAGCCUACAUAUUCCAGGUGGGUAGUGGGUGCCAGCAUAUAGGUAGUGGGUCCUAGGUAGAGUUUGUUCCAGGUAGACGAGGUUCCCAGGUAGAGUUCAGUUAAAGCGGAGUAAACCGAUCCGAGGUAGAGUGAGUUCCAUGCAGAGUGGAGCUCGGGUCGAGUUGAGUUCCCCAUCGCUGUCGGAGUGAAUCUCACCCCAGGAGGAAGGGGUGGUGGUAGCUCCUACCCCCCCCGUCCCUUCAGGGCCGUGAUGUUGAGGCGUCCAUUCCGUCCGUGAACUCAACCACCAGAGACCCCCUUCGGGGUGGCGAGGCGGCGGCCGGCGGGAGAGAUGGAGUCGAACCGCAAGGGACUUGGGGGAGGACGCGGGGGUAAGAAGAAUUCUGCGGGCGCCUUGGAGCAAGACUCGUACGAGGACCGUCAGGAGAACGAGCUGGAGGUGCUCACGGCCAUCUACGGCAGCGAAUUAACCGACCUGAGGAAGCAAGACCCAUGGAAGGUGCGCCGCCCGCCACAGGUGUGCAUCUCCCUGGCACCCCACGAUAGCACUGGAAGUGCGUGCUACGUGACGGUGGAUCUCACAGUCAGCUGCCCUCCACGCUAUCCGGACGAGCUCCCAGAAAUUGAGCUGAACAAUGCCAAAGGCCUGUCCAAUGAGAGUGUGAAAGAGCUGCAAGCCCAGCUGACAACCCUGGUAUCUGAACUGCGUGGAGAGGUGAUGAUCUUCCAGCUGGCCCACCACGUAAAGAACUUCUUGAUUGACCUCAACGUGCCACCUCCGUGUUCUUUCUACGAGGAAAUGCUGCGUAAUCAAGCAUUGCAGCAACAAAGGCUGGCUCAGGAGCAAGAGACGGCGUUCCGUGAAAAGCUGCAACAGGAGGAGAGCGAGAAACGUGCAAUUGAUCAUGAACUUAUGCGACGAGAGGAAGAGAAGCGAGAGGAGCGGAAGAGGAAGGAAUUGGCUAAGCAGCAGAUGCGCGAGGAAAUGGCGGGCAGCCCCACGAAUGACGGUGGCGUGAGCAGCCAGCCAUCACGGAAACCAACCAAUGGGUCUGGGGAUUGGAACGAGGGCGAGGGCACAAGUCGCGCGCGGAGCCGCUCUGCGAGCCGCUCCAGCAAGAGGGAGCGUCUCACAUCCAUGUGCAGCAGUGACAACUGCAGCCCAGGGGCGGAGGUGCUCAAGUUCCACACGCAAGGGGAGCGCUCCGUGUACCGUGGAAAGUGCAUCGGUGAGAGCACUCACUUGCGCCGCCAAGUAUUCAACGCGCUGGACAACAGCACGGGCGAGCUGGUGGUCGUGUACGAGUGGGUGCUGCGCUGGCCGGUAGGACACCCCGACCUCCGCACCAGCGAAGACAAGGAGCACAUGGAGAAAUGCCGCAAGCAGGUGCAUGGAGCCAGUGCAGAGUUACAGUCGCUGUUGAAACUGCGGCACGAGGCGUUGGUGCCUUACCUUGGCAUGGAGAGCCAGGAGACGGAGACGGCCCUCACCGUGCACCUGCUGGCCGAGCACGUCUCCGGCACGAGCCUGGCCGGCCACCUUGCCCGCACUGGCCCCUUGCCGGUGGAGACGGUACGCCAGUACGCUUCCCAGCUGCUGCACGUGCUCGACUAUCUGCACGCCAGCUCGGUGGUGCACCGUGACUUGCGUCUGUCGAGCGUGCUGCUGGACUGCGCGACUGGCCUGCUCCGCGUCGCCGACUACAGCCUGGCGCGCCGGCUCGCUGACGCGUGCGUGGCAAGCGAGCAGCCCGGUCGGCCCGGCGUGCCGCGGGUCCACUUCGUGGAGCCCGAGUGCGGUCCUGGGGCCGGUGCUGCGGCAGCCCGCUCGCAGCCGCCGAAGACCGGGAAGAAGGGCGACGUGUGGCGGCUCGGCGUGCUGCUGGAGCAGCUCGCGGUGGGACGGGAGAGCAGCAACGAUGACACACCGCCUGCUGAUCUCCCCAUUGACUUGCGGGAGUUCCUUAGCCGGUGCUUGUGCAUGGACGACAAGGAAAGGUGGAGCACCCAGCAGCUGCUGGAGCAUCCGUUCAUCAAGACGCCUGUCUCAUGCUCGCCAUCCACGAGGCCGCGCAGUCCCGAUGAUGACGUGAACUAUGCGGAGGCCCUCAUCCCGUCUCGUGAUAUCCUGGGCAUGUGCUCCCACCUCGACUCGCAGCGCCAGCUCUCCCGUUACUACACCGAGUUCGAGGAGCUCGCCCUCCUCGGCAAGGGCGCCUUUGGGGCUGUCAUCAAGGUGAAGAACAAGCUGGACGGCUGCUACUAUGCCCUCAAGCGCAUCGCCGUGAACCCCACCAGCCGGCAGUUCCGCCGCAUCAAGGGCGAGGUGACCCUGCUUUCCCGCCUCAACCACGAGAACAUCGUCCGCUACUACAACGCCUGGAUCGAGCGCUACGAGCUCUCGCCGUCAGAGUGCGCGGGGCUGAACAGCGGCACCGUCACCACCGCCAGCAGCAGCAGCAGCAGCGACAACAACAACCAUAACCCCGAUGCAGCGGGGAAAGCGGAGGCUGCCAAAGAGACUCCCGACGUGGCUAACGUGCGGGGCCGAGGGCCGGCGAUGCAUCUGAGCCGCCUGUCGGGCAUCGCGGGCCUGGACGACGUGGAGGCGAACGCGCCCCCUCCCGUGACGGCGUCGACGCGGACGGUGGCGUCGGGCUCGGUGGAGUGGAGCAUGUCGUACGAGCACUCGGUGAGCGCGCGCUGCGGCCCCUCCACGACCGGAGGCAGCCCCAGCGACUCGAGCGACGAGGACGACGAGGACGACGUCGUCUUCGGCCGGUCCUUUGUACCUUCGGGCAGUGAUUCUGACUGCGACGUCGUGUUUGAGAACUCGGGUGAAAAAAACCAGGAGUCUCAUGACAGCUCACUGUCUGAUAAAGAGUUGAGCAAAAACCGAGCGCCGGUCUGCCAGCCCACACCAACAGUGGUCCACCAUCUCUUCAUACAGAUGGAAUACUGCGAGAGGAGCACUCUACGCGACACCAUAGACAAGGGCCUGCACAUGGAGACGGAUCGCAUGUGGCGCCUUUUCCGUGAAAUCCUGGAUGGCCUGGCUUACAUUCAUGAGCAGGGCAUGAUCCACAGAGACCUCAAGCCAGUAAAUAUCUUCCUGGAUUCUUCAGACAGCGUGAAGAUUGGAGACUUUGGUUUGGCUACAGAUCACCGGCUCGUUGCAACUGAAUCAAGCAAGAUAGAUGUUUCAACUGCAAAUAUAGAACUUCCCACGGAGAAUAUGGAUGUAACAGGUGGGCUCACUGGGCAGAUUGGCACAGCACUUUACGUGAGUCCGGAGGUUUUGGGGAACAUCAAAGCGGUCUACAAUCAGAAAGUAGAUCUGUACAGCCUGGGCAUCAUCUUCUUUGAGAUGACCUACCAUCCAAUGACGACGGCAUCAGAGAGGGUGGCUGUUCUGCAGAAGCUACGCCUGCCGACCAUUCAGUUCCCUGAAGAUUUUCAUCCGCAAACACUAAAGCAGCAGGCGUUCAUCAUCCGCUGGCUGCUGAACCACGACGCGGGCCAGCGCCCCACAGCGCAGGAGCUGCUCAAGAGCGAGCAGCUCCCUCCGCCACAACUCGAGGAGUCGGAGCUGCACGAGGUGCUCCGGCACACGCUCGCCAACCCUGACGGCAAGGCCUACCGCUCGCUCGUCGGGGAGCUUUUCUCCCAGCGCGUGGCGCUACCCGCGGACUUCACCUACGACAUCGACGUGCACAAGGGGAAUUUUUCUGCCACUUCCAGCAUGGUGCAAAGCUACGUUUACGAAACUGUCUGCAAAGUCUUUGAGAGGCACGGUGCGGUGAAACUCCACAUGCCACUACUCAUGCCCAAGAAUCGGUACCUUUACGAGAACAACGAGGCAGCGGUAUUCAUGGACCACAGCGGCUUCCUUGUGCUGCUUCCCCACGACCUGCGGGUUCCCUUUGCACGGUUUGUGGCAAGAAACAAUGUCACCAACCUCAAAAGGUACUGCGUGGAGCGUGUGUUCCGGCCCAGGAAGCUGCACCGCGCGCACCCACGCGAGCUCAUCGAGUGCGCGUUCGACAUCGUCACGUCGGCCGGUGGCUGUCUCCCGGACGCCGAGAUCAUUUACACCACGUCCGAGAUCAUACAGGAGUUCCCGGUUCUGCAGGAUCGCAACUACUGUGUGCAUCUGAACCACACAGCCCUCAUAAAGGCCAUCCUUAUCCACUGUGGCAUUCCAGAAGACAAGCACCACCAGGUUUACGGCAUUCUCUGUGAUACCAUGAAUGAGAAGCGAACAAAGCAGCAGAUAAUGGCAAGUCUGUGUAGCCUGGGUCUGCAUCCCGACACAGUCACGCUGCUGUUCCACUUUGUGGAGCGGCGCGGGAAUAGGAUGGACGUCUUGGCGGCACUAAGGCCGCUCGCGGGCAAACACUCCAAGACGGUGGGGCUGGUCAAGCAGGGGCUUAGCUACCUGGAGGAGGUCAUGAAGCACCUGGAGUACAUGUGCAUUCGGCAUCAGGUUGUGAUAAGCCUCGGGCUCGUUUACAAAGUGCAGCUUCACAGCGGACUCAUCUUCCAAUUCACCAGCUUUGUCCGGCGCAAAAACAAAACAGUGCUGGAUAUCUUGGCCGCUGGGGGGCGCUACGAUAACCUGAUUUCAAUGUUUCGAGCACCGCAGUCAUCGGGGCCUGUUCCCUCUGCGGUUGGGGUUAGCCUGGCGCUCGACAAGAUCACUUCAGCCAUCCUAAGCAAGGAGGACCCGCCGUCCUUCAAUCUGUGCGAUGUUCUGGUUGGCGCUGUCGGGGACGCCAUGCGUCCCAGGGCGUGCUCCUUGGUCAAGGACAUGUGGGCAGCUGGCCUUCGUGCAGGGGUGCACUACGACGUGGCGCAGUCGCAGGUGGACCUACACGAUUACUGCAGGCAAGCAGACAUCCCUUUCCUGGUGCUGUUGGAGUCCGGGACUGUGCGAGUGAAGGCCGUAGAUAAGGAAUGGCAGUCGGAGAAAAAGGUUGUCGACUUUGAAGUUAUCAGCUUUCUUCAGCAGAAUUUGAAAAGUCGCGCUGCAGAAGAAAGGAAUUGCAGAGAUACAUCAGAAGGAGUCAUUGUUACAACGCAAAAGGGACCAAGUUUUAACAGCACAGGUGCCAGUGAAACCUUUGGAAGUGUAACGGUGCCUAACAUUAACUUUGUCACAACUGAAAAGCUACCCUAUAAUACCAAGAAAAGAUAUGAAACACAGAUUAUUUCUCGGAUUCACCCAGUCGUAAGCAACAUGUUUCAUAAACACUUGGAUGUUGAAGUGAUUGCGGUGGAUUUACCAGGAAACAUGUUGAAGAAUUUUGCCCAUUUGGAGUGUGAGGAUGAAGAGUCCUUUGAAGAGAGCAGAAAGGAAUUAAUCGGCAAAUUGCCAAAGCAGCGAAAGUAUUUGGAGGAUAUCUGCGAUGAAAUCCACGAGCUGAAGAUAGAAAAACGGGUGCCCAUAGUGAUCGUUUACAGCUACAGGGAUGACGUUCACCGUUUCAUCUUCUGAAGCAGCACAGCGGCACACGUCUGCCUCCCCACCGUUGCCAUUGACUGCGCCUCCAGCAGUAUUACUUGAACGCAAGCGGUGGGGAAAUCCAAGAGAUGGGGAGAGGCAGAGCCAGGAGAGGAAGGACACACAUUGCAUGGCACGACCGUGUCUUCCAUAUGAAGUGCGUUAAUGCAAAGACUCCGUUGAGCUGCACGGAAAGUCACAUUACAGAUACUCGUGAGCCGAUCAUACAUGCAACAAAAACAUGAGUUUUUAAAUAAAAUUUUAUGAAGAUAAUCGUGCUUUGUACUGAUGCUUUUCAAGUAUACAUAAAUGUACAUAAUUUCAUGUUUUCCUACUUUAGUGAAAAACUUGUUUUCAAUGCUUGUUAGAUUAGGGGAAUAGGUUACUGUUGGUCAUCGGCCUUAUUAAGAGAAAAAUCAAGUAUGCAUUUCGACAGGACUGAAAUUGAAUUCAUGUACAUUAUAAAGGUGUUCACAUUUGCCUCAUACGAGUGAUUAUGAAAGUGUCAGAUUUGAGAGUUUAUAGGAUGAAAGAAUACUGUACAAGACUGAUAAGGUUGACGAUGUGUGAAAGCACUCAUGUGUAAGUACGCUUGUCAUACCUAUCUCAGUAAUGUAAGCCUACAAUGUCAGGUUUAAAAUCCUUAAACCCUGUUUUUCCCCAUUUGCUAUUAAGUACCAGGAGUGUAACGAUGCAUCGAUUAAUAUCGAUUAUUAGCUUCUCAUGCCAUGCAUAGAACCACCUUUGUUUUGAUGCAUCAGUAAUAAUUAUCCUUUUGAUUCACGUGUUUGUGUAUCAUAGAUAAUGUGACUUCAGGCACAAGAAUGCUGCUACGUUCACCAAUUUGUAAAGAAAAGGGGUUAUUGGACGGAGUCUUGGAACGUGGUUCAAUUGAUGUUGAAGGUGUUGAAUCGUUGCACCCUUAGCUCAUACGAAGACUUCUGCUUUCUAAAGUUCUUGCAAAAAAAUAAUUGCUGUGUCGCUGAAUGUACAUUGGCAGUUUGAAUACUGCAGAUCAUUGUAUAUUUUUGUAAUGGGUUAUUCUUUUAAUGUUGGACAAUGUGACAUUUUUGCCAGGGUGGUACAAUCUCUGGUUAUGAUUGUGAGACCAUAAACGGUAAGCUCGAAAGUGUCAAUAAACUUGAAUUACUUUUACAUUUUA
Messenger RNA from Petromyzon marinus (sea lamprey), 7199 nucleotides. NCBI's taxonomy places the organism in Eukaryota, Metazoa, Chordata, Hyperoartia, Petromyzontiformes, Petromyzontidae. The record is from RefSeq and is a predicted model, not a curated record.